Messenger RNA from Porites lobata, 1170 nucleotides. Lineage: Eukaryota; Metazoa; Cnidaria; Anthozoa; Scleractinia; Poritidae. The record is from the annotation of a GenBank genome assembly.
AUGGGGUCGUUCGAUGGGGCCGAAACAUGCGAACUAGUUGGUUGCUACAUCCUGUCACGCCUUACAGAAAAGUUCGGAAGGAACAUCGGUCUCUAUCGUGACGACGGGCUGUCGGCAUUCAACAAAACACCACGUGAGAUCGAAAGAGUUAAGAAAGAUAUCUGCCAGAUCUUCCGCGACAAUGAUCUUAAAAUCACCGUGGAAGCCAACCUCACCAAAGUAAAUUGUUUAGAUGUCACACUCGACCUAAAAAGCGAAAAGCACUCCCCAUACAUGAAAGAAGGAAAUACACCCAUCUACGUACACAAGCAAUCGAAUCACCCACCUUCCAUCAUAAAGAACAUUCCCGAAUCCAUCAAUAAGCGCCUAAGUGAAAUCUCAUCUGACAAGGAAUGCUUUGACAAAGCCAAAGAUGCGUACCAAGAUGCUCUUAAUAAAUGUGGCCACAAUUAUAAUCUUUCAUACAAAGUGCCAAUCCCUAAAACAUCACGACAAAACCAACGGCAUAGAAAUAUUACUUGGUUCAACCCACCUUACAGCCAAAAUGUUGAAACGAAAAUCGGAAAAUGCUUCCUCAAAUUAGUUGAUCUGCAUUUCCCCAAAUCAAACCCACUGCAUAAGAUAUUUAACCGGAACAGCCUUAAGUUGAGCUACAGCUGCAUGAGCAACGUGAAAACUAUUAUCUCCAGCCACAACAAAGCCCAGAUCAGCAAACCAGUACCCCAAUCAGAAGAAGUCGCUGGCUGCAAUUGCCGUAAAAAAGAUUCUUGCCCGCUUGAGGGAAAUUGCAAAAUCCAGAACAUUGUAUACCAAGCAGAGGUCACGACUCCACAGUCAAAAGAAACGUACGUCGGCCUAUGUGACACGACGUUUAAGGAACGAUUCAAUAACCAUAAAUGCUCUUUCAGGAACGAAAGAUACAAGAAUAGCACAGAGCUUAGCAAAUACGUAUGGAACCUAAAACAACGCAAAAUUGAUUACCAAAUUAAGUGGAGAAAAGUAAAGCAAGCUAGGUCUUACUCUAAUGUCAACAAGAAAUGUAAUCUCUGCCUGUGGGAGAAAUACUUUAUUAUUUGCAAACCGGAAAUGUCGACACUCAAUCGUAGAAAUGAGCUGUCAUCGAUCUGUAGACAUUCUAAGAAAUUUCUUUUAAAUACCGCGAUAACCUAA